Gigantopelta aegis is the source of this 2656-nucleotide messenger RNA. Its product is annotated as bifunctional coenzyme A synthase-like. Gene Ontology annotation, biological process: coenzyme A biosynthetic process. NCBI's taxonomy places the organism in Eukaryota, Metazoa, Mollusca, Gastropoda, Neomphalida, Peltospiridae. The transcript has 2 exons. The coding region runs from base 119 to 1771 and encodes 550 amino acids. Gene Ontology annotation, molecular function: ATP binding; dephospho-CoA kinase activity. The record is from RefSeq and is a predicted model, not a curated record.
CUGAAUCAUACUCUGGUCUAGAUAAUCGAUGUCUAAACGUUUUUCUCCGUUACUGUGUUAGAUCCAAGUUACAAGUCACUUGUCAAGUGUUUAAACGCCGCAAUUUAGAUAUUUGAAGAUGUUUCAGAAAUGUCUUCUGAUCUUAACACACCCGCUAACGGUGCUGAAAACUCGGUUGCCAAAACUUAUUGGAGCAGUAUCUCGAAUUGUGUCUGGCACCCUCUACAUCUACCUCCAGCCCUUAGGCAGCCAUACAGAACAGUUUCAACUUAGUCCGCUGCUAUGUACAGCAGAAAUGCAAACGUUUAUUAAAGAAAUCUACACAUGCACAGAUACAGGCGGAAUCAUGACUUCUCAACUGGCAGAUGUUCGGGUACUUUUAGGUCACAUAUCCAACAAGAUUCAUAAUAUUUCGGAGUAUCCUGUAGAUGGAUAUAACGCCAUCGUUCUUGACACUGACACGUUUAGUCAGUUUGGUGGUGAUAGGGCGUCAUCAUUAAAGAAUCUUCUAGCCAGUUUCCCAGGAGCAGCUCCACACGCGGAUGUGCAGUUGGUCAGGGAACUGAAACGUGCUUCUGCCCUUGACAAAUCAGAUGCUAUCUGCUGCAGUGGGCAUGAUAAUGCUAAACAGACCGCAGAAUGGUCGAAGCCACUCAAAACAUACAACGAGGUCGUCCUUGGGGGCACAUUCGAUCAUUUUCACACAGGUCACAAGAUACUUCUUAGUGAAGCGUGCAUCCACUGUAACAAGAGGCUGACUGUUGGCGUCUCUGACGGGGCGAUGAAUGACAAGAAGGUCCUCUUGGAGUUGUUGGAGCCGCUGGAGAAGAGAGUUGAAACUGUCAGGAAAUUCAUACGUGACGUGAAGCCGACGAUCACGGCAAACGUCGUCACGAUUCAGGACCCUUUCGGUCCGACGAUUGUAGAUCCAGACAUCCAGUGCAUCGUGGUCAGCGAGGAAACAAAAAAAGGAGGGCAUGCCGUCAACGCCGAAAGGGAACGGAGAGGAAUGAAACCGCUAGAGCAGAUUGUUAUUGGUCUUGUGCCGGAUAUAAGUGCUUGCAUGAACGAAGAAGCAAAAGUUAGUUCUUCUUCUAAGAGGAAAAGGCUACUCGGGAGUCUUAUUCGACCUCUCAGACCUCGUGAAGUUGAAAUGAGAAAACAACCCUAUCUUAUUGGACUGACAGGCGGCAUCGCUAGCGGUAAGUCUUCCAUCUGUCACCGACUGGAGGGGUACGGUGCUGGAGUCAUCCACUGCGAUGCGCUUGGACACGAGGCUUAUGCACCAGGGUCGGAGACUUACCAUACUAUUGUAACAACAUUUGGAGAUGGUAUUCGUAAAGAAAAUGGCGAGAUUGACCGGGCUAAGCUGGGAGCCAUAGUAUUCUCCGACAAGAGUAAACUGAAUCAGCUGAACCAGAUCGUAUGGCCCAAGAUACAGCAGCUCGUCGAAAAGGAAAUUGAUAAGUAUGAACAAAUGAAGAAAUCGGUAGUGGUUCUGGAAGCAGCAGUUCUGCUGGAGGCUGGCUGGGACAAGAACGUGCAUGAAGUGUGGGCCACCAUCAUCCCCAGAUCCGAAGCCAUCAAGAGGUUGAUGGAAAGAAACCAGCUGUCCGAAGAAGAAGCCAGUAAGCGAGUGGAGAUGCAGCUGACCGACAAGGAACGUGUAGCUAAGGCGAACGUCGUCUUCUGCACCCUCUGGGAGCCGGAAUACACGCAGAUGCAGUGCGAGAAGGCGUGGCUCUUCUUAACAAGUCGUCUGUCGCUAUAGGUGGACUGCUAGUCACGAGACCGAAAUGCAGUGCGAGAAGGCGUGGCUAUUCUGAGCAAGUCGUCUGUCGCCAUAGGUGGACCACUAGUCACGAGACCUAAGCAAUACGGUGACCAUCAUGGAUAUUAUGAUUUUAAGAUUUUUGAAAAAUAAAUACUCUGUAGGAUAUUGCAAAAAGAAUGAUAACAAAAAAAUAGCCACAUCAUCAGUAUUAAUAUGUGGUGAAAACAUUCUUAUAUAUAUAUUUUUUAAUUAUAAUGAUAAAAUGUUACACGGUAAGUAUAUUAAAAAUAAAAAUAAACAAACCGGUUACAUAUUUAUUAUUGAUAAAAAUUUGGGUGCCAAAGUAAAGUCAGUUCCAAAUAAAAUAUAGGUCCUUGUGUCCUCCCCAACUCGCAUUUGUCCACCUCACUAUAUUAAAAUACACGCAAUAAAGAUAAAUUAAAAAUAUUUCAGAAUCGCCGCUCACAGAUAAGAUGGUUGUAAUGGUACGUGUGUGCUAAUGUUUACCCAAAUUUAGAUGACUAUACACAUUACGUAAAAAUAUGCUUUGAUUUAUUUCACCAAACACACUAAGGAUUAAACAGGUUACUUGAUGUGUACACAGACACUGGAGACGACUGCAACUAAUUUAACCGAAACGCACACAGACGUGUGUUAGAAAAGUUAUUUUCAAAGGGAGGACCACUCACAUUAAUUUCAUGUCGCAUUUUAGUCUGCCCACCAUCACUCGCACGAGGGACGCAUUAAUUUAAGGAUCUACAGUUUGCAUAUAUAGAUAUAAUUAUAUACCUCUCUCUCUCUCUCUCUCUCUCUCUCUCUCUCUCUCUCUCUCUCUCUCUCUCUCUCUCUCUCUCUCUCUCUCUCACACACACACACACAGAG